Messenger RNA from Harpia harpyja (harpy eagle), 1221 nucleotides. RefSeq names its product lipase member M-like. Lineage: Eukaryota; Metazoa; Chordata; Aves; Accipitriformes; Accipitridae. The transcript has 9 exons. The annotation marks the transcript as partial. The record is from RefSeq and is a predicted model, not a curated record. Gene Ontology annotation, molecular function: hydrolase activity, acting on ester bonds.
UUAUCUAGAGAGAAGAUAUGGCUGUUUGUUGUUGUGACAUAUUUGUUUCAGGGAAUUACUUAUUCAGAAGAACUCAGAAGAAUGAGGAAAGCUGUGGAUCCCGAAGCAUUUAUGAAUAUUCUAAGUUGCUCGAAUGAGCUCAUUACUUACAAAGGGUACCCCAGUGAAGAGUAUGAAGUGACAACAGAAGAUGGUUAUAUCAUUACCAUUAACAGAAUCCCUUAUGGUACACAGAAUCAGGGAAACCCAGCUUUGAAACCUGCUGUAUUUCUCCAACAUGGAUUAUUGGGAGAUGCUAGUAACUGGGUCACAAAUCUGCCCAACAACAGCUUGGGCUUCAUACUAGCUGAUGCUGGCUUUGAUGUUUGGAUGGGAAAUAGCAGAGGGAAUCGCUGGUCCAGAAAACAUCAGAAUUAUUCCAUUGAUUAAGAUAAAUUCUGGGCUUUCAGUUUUGAUGAGAUGGCAAAGUUUGAUCUUCCAGCAGCAAUAAAUUUCACUGUGGAGAAAACAGGACAGGAAAAGUUGUACUAUAUUGGCUAUUCACAAGGUACUACCAUCGCUUUCAUUGCAUUUUCAACAAUGCCAGAGCUGGCUCAGAAAAUCAAACUCUAUUUUGCAUUGGCACCUGUCACUACUAUUAAGUAUGCUAGAAGCCCAGCAACAAAACUCCUCUACCUCCCCGAAAAGUUGCUCAGGGGUUUGCUUGGCAAAAGAGAAUUCCUUCCCCAAACUGAAUGUCUAAGAAGGCUAAUAGUCCCCAUCUGCAGCCACCAAGCUUUUGCCAGGCUUUGUAGAAGUGUCUUCUUCAGUCUGAGUGGCUGUAACCUGAAAAACAUUGACAUGAACCGAAUCUAUGUGUAUAUUGCACAAACCCCCGCUGGAACUUCUGUGCAGAACAUAGUCCACUGGAGUCAGGAGGCCCAUUCAGGGAAGUUACAAGCUUAUGACUGGGGCAGUUCCAAGAAGAACAUGGGAAAAUACCAACAGGCUACUCCUCCUCUCUGCAACAUAGAAGAGAUGACUGUACCAACUGCGGUAUGGACUUGGGGACAAGACUUGCUCGCAGAUCCCAAGGAUGCAGCCAUUUUACUGUCUCAGAUUAAGAGGCUUAUCUAUCACAAGAGGAUUCCUGAAUGGGCACACCUGGAUUUCAUCUGGGGAGUGGAUGCACCUGUGCACAUGUACAACGAAAUUAUUGAUCUGAUGCAUAAGUAUCCUUAA